AAUGUCUAUAGGAGAGCUCAGAAAAACUGAAUUCGCAUUCCCAUACUGAUGUGAAAACUUGCUACAAGCAGCCAUCGCUAUAUCUGACACGAUGCAAAACACGCUAUAAAUACCAUAGCUUUUUAUCUUGCAAUACUGCUUUGUUAGUUGGCAAACAGAAAAAGUCUUAACUGUCUGUUGUGUGGCCUCGUUUAAACCAAUAUCAGAUCAGUUAUGGCCACUUACUCUGUCCAUCUUCGUCUUCUUUUCUUGCUUCUCGCUCUUUCAGGUGUCCAAGUCCUUGGUGCUGGGCUUGGAAUUAACUAUGGACAGAUUGCCGACAACCUCCCAUCUCCCUCUCGUGUUUCCGCGAUGCUUCAAUCCCUCGACGUCAGCAGGUUAAAACUCUAUGAUGCCGAUCCGAAAGUCCUGCAGGCCUUUUCUAAUUCAAGUGUUGAAUUCAUUGUUGGGAUUGGGAACGAGUACCUCCAAGACAUGGCUGAUCCUGUCAAAGCUCAAAACUGGGUUCAACAGCAUCUUCAACCCUACCUCGCUCAAACCAAAAUCACUUGCAUAUCUGUCGGGAACGAGGUUUUCAUGAGCAAUGAUACUCAGAUGUGGUCAAAUCUCCUUCCGGCAAUGAAGAUGGUGCAUAACACUCUUGUUAAUCUUGGAUUAGAUAAACAAGUGAUUGUCACUACUGCACAUCCCUUUACCAUCAUAGGAAAUUCCUACCCUCCUUCAUCCGGGACUUUCCGGCAAGAUAUUAUCGAAUACAUGCAUGCGAUCUUGGAUUUUCAUUCUCAAACCAAGUCACCAUUCCUUAUCAACGCAUAUCCCUUUUUUGCAUACAAGGAUAGCCCAGACCAAAUACCUCUAGAUUAUGUCCUUUUCCAGCCUAACGAAGGGAUGACAGAUCCAAACACAAAUCUGCAUUAUGAUAAUAUGUUGUACGCUCAAGUAGAUGCUGUGUAUUCAGCAAUUAAAGCAGUCGGACAUACAGAUGUUGAAGUUAAGAUCUCAGAGACAGGUUGGCCAUCCAAGGGGGAUCCUACCGAGGUUGGAUCAACACUACAAAACGCAGAGCUAUAUCAUAGUAAUCUGUUGAAGAGAAUUCAGCAGAAGCAAGGCACACCAGCAAAACCAUCCGUGCCGAUUGACAUAUAUGUUUUUGCACUCUUUAACGAGAAUUUAAAGCCCGGUCCGACAUCUGAAAGGAACUACGGGCUCUUUUAUCCCGACGGUACUCCAGUUUUUAACAUGGGAUUGCAGGGCAAUCCUCCUGGAAUAACUUAUUCCUCGGCAUCCAAUAUAAAUGCAUUGUCUACCUUCAGCUUGGUGAUAUCUGUUCUAGCAUACUUGAUCCAUGCUUAGGCUACCCAAAUUCCAGUGAACGAUGGAGAGAUAAACAACCAAAGUCUAACACCACAAAUCGCAUAGCCACAGGAAGAUUUUUUCUAGGUGAGAUACUGAGUUCAUUUUAAUUGAAACAGUGACCAUCUCAAGCUCUGAAUUGUUCAUUCCAGAAAUUGAAUUCAACUAAAGUUGGCCUGCUCAUUACCUAACCUGGUUAGGUUCAGAUCAAAUUGGUUGGCUUUUGAUACUGUAUAUGGUUUUGCUUAGAAUAGUCUGCAAAUCACAUGGUUGAGAUUUCUGAAUCAUCCUAGCAACUUUUUUUCCCCUUAGGAUCUGUAAGAUAGAACCCAUCUGAUGUUGCCUACUUUGUGCAUGCACCGAGUGGGGAUGCUUUGACAUAUAGUGUCUGCGGUUUUGAAAUCUACUUUUGAUGUUGAAAAAAAAUACAAUAUGUUGUAAUGAGCAGCCAUCAAUCCUCCUUCUCUCUAAUAAUGCAUGUGAAUCUUUCCUUGAGCAAAAUUCUUGCCUUCUUCAACUAGACAAAAGUCCAAACUUGCUUCUAUCAGGAAAAGAACCUGCUAGGGCCGGGCGGCUUUCGGCAGCAGUUUUUCAAUAUCUUCUUUAUUGUUUAUUUUUUCUGAAUGCUCCAAAAUGGAUACCUCACCAUUUUUGUCUUGACUUUGAGCUCCAUCUCUAAAGACGGCUACCUAUUUGUCUACACCUUUAUUAUCUCUAUCGUAAAGGAGAAUUUAUCGCAUCAGCCAUAGUUGUAUCGUUCUCCCAUGUCUAUUUCAAGUGAACAUCAGUAGGCUUAACAUUGCUGUCUGGUUAGCUUUUUGAUAUUUCAUGAAUACCAAAGGAUGGUCCGGUCCAAAGUUCUUCUAGCAUCAUAGCUGUAGUAGCUUCCAACACGUCUAGGUAUUCAAGAAUUCAAGUCCAAGACACUUUCCCCGCCCAAUAGUUCUAUUUGGGAAAAGCUAAGAACAAACGACUCUUUAGGUUUCUUAUAGCAGUUUUUAUUCCUCAGCCAGCCUUGUGGCUUCGAGUGAAAGAUUAACAUUUAACCCUUUUGUUGAAUGAAAAUUAUUAUUCAUAUUCAACAUGUGUAACAUCAAUUGAUACUUGAGCAUAAAGUAGGCAGGUGGCUAUCAACAUCACGGACAACCUGCUUUCACACAGAUACUUCUCGUUGCGUCAGAAAUGGCCCAAACAAGGAUAAGAUUUACAUACAAGCGAUUCCACUUGGCCAUUCGAUAGAGUGACUAGCUAUCUACUACCAUGAUAUUUGAUUCUCAGUCGCUACAUAAUCAAGUAUUUAAUGAGCUACCUUUACAUAACCUGAAAAAGUGGCUGCAUCAAUCUCUCUAUGGUCCCAAUUGCUUUGUUAGAUAUUCUUGUUUGGCUCUUAGAGACCAUGUAGUGUUGAAAUGUCAAGGAAAAACAGUGACCAAGUUGUGCUAGCAGUUGGCUUACACAAGCUGUGACAUCCACAUCAUGUCACCUCGCCGGCCUUUUUGUGUGUUGGGGAGCUGCUGCCGAUUAAUUAUGAUGUUCACAGCAUUUAACUAUAAGCUGCUACCAAUUAAUUAUGAUGUUCACAGCUUUUAACUAUAAUCAAACUUCUGGUGUUUUGUGA
Molecule: messenger RNA, 2971 nt
Organism: Populus nigra (black poplar)
Lineage: Eukaryota; Viridiplantae; Streptophyta; Magnoliopsida; Malpighiales; Salicaceae
Product: glucan endo-1,3-beta-glucosidase 14-like
Exons: 3
Coding region: 214-1353 (379 amino acids)
Biological process (GO): carbohydrate metabolic process
Cellular component (GO): plasma membrane
Molecular function (GO): hydrolase activity, hydrolyzing O-glycosyl compounds
Source: RefSeq, a predicted model, not a curated record